UUGACCACAUUGCGAUAUCAUUUAUCUGCAGUGGACAUAUAACAAUUAAGAAAGAUAUUUCGCUUAGUCUUGUGCAUGCAAGGCUGUUUUUAUUAUUCUACGAUGAUCUUGACAAAUGCUCGUUUAACACUUACUGUGCUUGUGCUAGUGUUCGUUUGUUGCUAUUCCUUCGAUGUCCCUGAAGCGAAAUUUGAAAUCUUCAGGCCUAAAGGAUUCAAAGUAUCUAUCCCAGAUGUGGAUGGUAUCAAACUAUUUGCAUUCCAUGCCAAACUCAACGAAGAGAUGAAUGGCAGGGAAGAUGGAACAUUUUCAAAAGAUAUCACUAAAGCGAAAAAUGGGAGAUGGACAUUUUCCGAUCCUUAUGCUGUAUUGAACGUUGGGGACACUCUUUAUUAUUGGACCUAUGUUGAUUACUUCGAUGGACGAAACAAAUCAGGCUAUACAAAUGAUGAUCGAGAAUUCACAGUUACAGCUAAAGAUAUACAGAAACCAGGUACUUCAACUCGUAAACCACCUUUAGUCCCUACAAAAACUCCAGAUUUUAUUGUCCAUUCUUCAACAAUUGAUCCUAUUGAGAACUGCCAUGCAUCAAUAACAAAAUACAAUAAUGGAAUUAGGACUUGUAAAGGGCAACUCAUAUUCUCUGAAGAUUUUAAUGAAUUAGAUAGUUCCAAAUGGAGUCCAGAGGUUAAAUUUGCUGGAGAACCAGAUUAUGAAUUUGUCAUAUAUACAUCCAAGCCAGAAGUAUUGAAAGUUGCUGAUGGGCGUUUAUUAAUCAAACCUGUACUAUCUAGUUCUCUAUUUGGAAGAGACUUUGAAACCUCACCUGAUGUAUUCAAUUUAGGUUCAAGUUGCACUGGUAAACUUGGAACAUCAGAUUGUUAUCAAGCAUCUGAGUCUUAUUUAAUAAAACCACCUGUUGCUUCAGCCCAGAUAACUACUAAGUCAUCUUUUAAUUUUUUGUAUGGUAAAAUAGAAGUUAAAGCAAAAUUACCAAAAGGUGACUGGAUAUAUCCAGAGUUAUAUUUGAAUCCCAAAAAUGAAGAAUAUGGAGAAAAUUUCCAGUCAGGCCAAAUCCGAAUUGCUUUCUUGCCUGGAAAUUCAGAAUUUUCAAAAGUAGUUUAUGGAGGAUGCAUCUUGGGAACAUCUAACGGCGGUAGGACUUAUGGAAUGAAAACUAUUAGAAGAACAAAUAGUUGGUCUGAUGAUUUCUAUAGGUUUGGAGUAGAAUGGUCAAAUGAAAAAAUCACGUUGAGUGUCAACGACAAUAUCUAUGGCCAUAUUUCCCCUCCACAAGGUGGAUUUGCUUCUUUGGAGUCACAACUUGGUUUGGAAAAUUGUGACAGGUGGAGAAACUCUCAUUCAGGAAUGGCACCAUUUGACAAGGAGAUGUACAUUACAAUCGGAGUUGGAGUUGGCGGAUUUAGUUUUCCUGAUGGAGAUAAUAAACCAUGGUCAAAUAACAAUCCAAAAAUGCAGAAGAAAUUUUACAAGAAGAAAUCUCAGUGGCAUAGCACUUGGAAUGAUAAAAGUGUACUAGAAGUUGAACAUGUUAAAGUAUAUGCUCUUCUGCACCUCUUGACAAUGAAAUACUUGACAUGUAUUAUUAUCCUGUUUGAAUUUGUAAUUCCUAUUUUUGGUCAAUGUAGACCUUCAAGAACAAGAGUAAGUGGGUCUCACACCAAUGGACGUAGACUAUGUUCAGGAGAUCUUAUCCUGUCAGAGAACUUCAACAGUCUCAACCAGAAUCUAUGGAAUCAUGAAUUAACUGUUAAUGGCAAUGGUAAUGGCGAAUUUCAAGAAUAUGUAAACGAUAGAUCUGUUAGUUUCACAGAAAAUGGAAAUUUGGUAAUCCAGCCGAAAAUUGUUGGCGAUGUUCCUUUGAAGCACGGGUAUUUUAAUCCAGUUCAGAGUGCCCGCAUGACCACAGAGGGACGUUUCGCAUUUACAUUUGGAGUCCUGGAAACGAGAGCCAAAUUGCCAGCUGGAGAUUGGCUGUGGCCAGCAAUAUGGCUGCUUGCUCAAGGCCGGAACUACGGAGGUUAUCCCCACUCUGGUGAAAUAGACCUGAUGGAAAGCAGAGGUAAUAAGAAUCUUUGGGCAUGGGGAAAAAACAUCGGUCCCGAAGAAGUUGCCAGUACAGUGCAUUUCGGACAAAACUACGAUCUCACAGAUUUGGCAUCUCUAGCACAUAAUAAACCAGGAUUUGACAACGGUUUCCACACAUACAGGUUAACUUGGACACCUGACUUCAUAGCUUUCAGUGUUGAUGGCAGGGAAAUAGGCAGGGUAACACCACCUGCAGGCGGAUUCUAUGAAUUAGGCCAUCUUACAGGACAAAACCCAUUUUCUAGUGGUACAAAAAUGGCUCCCUUCGACAAAGAUUUCUAUAUACUGCUCAAUGUGGCUGUUGGUGGCACGGGUGGUUACUUCCCUGAAAAUUGUUACAAUCCUGGUGGUAAACCAUGGAAAAAUACAUCCAAGCAACCUGCUAGAGAUUUUUGGAAUCAAAACUGGCAAUGGAGACAGACCUGGAAUGAAGGAACUAGACAGAGCGCUCUACAAGUUGAUUAUGUUAAAGUUUGGGCGUUGUAACAUAAUUUAUGUAAAGUUGAUUGUUCUAAUAAAUUUGAAUGUGGGAUUCCAAUAA
Messenger RNA from Harmonia axyridis, 2650 nucleotides. RefSeq names its product beta-1,3-glucan-binding protein-like. Gene Ontology annotation, molecular function: hydrolase activity, hydrolyzing O-glycosyl compounds; carbohydrate binding. NCBI's taxonomy places the organism in Eukaryota, Metazoa, Arthropoda, Insecta, Coleoptera, Coccinellidae. The transcript has 12 exons. Gene Ontology annotation, biological process: carbohydrate metabolic process. The record is from RefSeq and is a predicted model, not a curated record. The coding region runs from base 76 to 2595 and encodes 839 amino acids.